Prunus armeniaca (apricot) is the source of this 234-nucleotide messenger RNA. The record is from the annotation of a GenBank genome assembly. NCBI's taxonomy places the organism in Eukaryota, Viridiplantae, Streptophyta, Magnoliopsida, Rosales, Rosaceae.
AUGGCUAACGACAAAGAAAUUGAAACUUCUUCCAAGGAUGGAAACAAGUCUGAUGUUUCCAACCCUUUUUUCAUUCAUCACUCAGACCAUCCUGGCAUGGUUCUUGUAUCCAAGCCACUGAAUGGAGACAACUAUGGGACAUGGUGUCGCUCCAUGCGAAUCUCCUUGAGUGCCAAGAACAAACUUGGUUUGUUGAUGGCGCCGUCACGAAGCCCUCGAAGAAAACCAUCAUGA